GAUUGUAACGGGCACUGGGGAUCCAGGGUUAUUACAUGGUCAAGGCAAUUCAUCUCUUACACACUCACAAUCAACCUGAUUGCAGCCCCCAUUGAAAAUCGGUGUUUUUUUUUCCUUUUGUUUUUUUUCCUUUUUUUUCCUUUUUAAAGUUGUAUGAGCGGCGCCUCCUCCAGCAGGUGGCGCUACAGCAAUGUCGACUCCUUAAAACCGGAAGACAGCGCUAAACCAGAGGAUGAAGAAGAGGCAGUGCCGCUUCCAGUUUUGUUAGCGUGCGUUGAGCGUUUGAGACGUUGCUUCUAUCCAGCCUCUAGAUCCAAAAACUAAAACCGGCAGCAGAGAUGGCAAGGAACGCUGAGAAGGCCAUGACAGCGUUGGCUCGGUUCAGACAGGCUCAGCUGGAGGAGGGAAAAGUCAAGGAGCGGAGACCUUUCCUGGCGUCAGAAUGCAGUGAGCUUCCUAAAGCUGAGAAAUGGAGAAGACAGAUCAUCAGUGAAAUAUCAAAGAAAGUGGCCCAGAUCCAGAAUGCUGGUCUUGGCGAGUUCAGGAUCCGGGACCUGAAUGAUGAGAUUAACAAGCUGCUUAGGGAGAAGCGUCACUGGGAAGUUCGUAUCAGGGAGCUUGGAGGGCCCGAUUAUGCACGUUUCGGUCCAAAGAUGUUGGAUCAUGAAGGGAAAGAAGUUCCGGGUAACAGAGGGUACAAAUACUUCGGAGCAGCCAGAGACCUACCGGGAGUCAGGGAACUGUUUGAGACGGAGCCUGCCCCUGCACCGAGGAAGACAAGAGGGGAGCUGAUGAAGGAUGUUGAUGCAGAGUACUAUGGCUACAGAGACGAAGAUGAUGGAGUCUUGGUUCCUCUAGAGACACAGUAUGAGAAACAAGCUGUAAUUGAGGCAAUGCAGAAGUGGAGAAAACAGAAGGAGUCUCAACUGUCUGGAGAGAAACAAGAGGAGGAGGAGGAGGAGAGCAUCUACAGCGUCCGCAACGAUGAGCCUGAGGAUGAUGAUGGCCAGGAGGAGCAGGAGGAAGAUGAGGGAGGAGUUGCCUUCAUCGCCCAUGUCCCUGUUCCUUCACAGAAAGAGGUGGAGGAAGCCCUGGUGCGGAGGAAGAAGAUGGAGUUGCUGCAGCGUUAUGCCAGCGAAACACUUCAGGCUCAGAGUCAAGAAGCCAGAACUCUGCUGGGACUCUGAGCCUUCUGUCUGUGACCCUGUUCGUGUAAAUAAGGACUUUUUGUACUUUGCCUGUUUCUAAUUAAAUGUUGCUUUGGUUCAUUCUGUU
Betta splendens (Siamese fighting fish) is the source of this 1275-nucleotide messenger RNA. RefSeq names its product ISY1 splicing factor homolog (gene isy1). The coding region runs from base 339 to 1187 and encodes 282 amino acids. Lineage: Eukaryota; Metazoa; Chordata; Actinopteri; Anabantiformes; Osphronemidae. The record is from RefSeq and is a predicted model, not a curated record. Gene Ontology annotation, biological process: mRNA 3'-splice site recognition; generation of catalytic spliceosome for second transesterification step. The transcript is spliced from 11 exons. Gene Ontology annotation, cellular component: catalytic step 2 spliceosome; Prp19 complex; post-spliceosomal complex.